AGCGGUAACAGGUCUCCUGCAGGAAUGUUUGCUUGUUCGUCCAGGAUGGGGUCUCACCAUUCAUCUCGGUCCAAACCGAAUCCUUCUCCACCACACAGUGUAGCCAACUCUGACAGAACAGAAACAUGUCACUUCACAGCCUCUGUGUGCAUGCCGUCCUUCUAACAAGCAUCCUGUAUUUCUGCACAUCAUCAGGUGGUUCAUCUGAGAGUAGACUUCACAGGAUCAUCAUGAACCAAGAUGUAAAGGAGCUGGAAGCCAGACCAACAUCGAAGAUUGAAGUGUCUCAAUCCAAGGCCAAAGAGUUUCUGUCGGCUCUUCACAGGUCAAAACGAAAUGUGUGGGACCGCAGCCGUCCAGACGUCCAGCAGUGGAUCCAGCAGUUUAUGCAUAUGGGCUACGAUGAGGCUAGACUUGAGACUGAUCUUUCCUAUUGGAUGGACCGUGCCAGAUCACAUGACCAAGGGCAGCAGCAUCAUUACGAUGAGAAUGCACCCAUGAGCCAUCAGGACCGCCGCUCGUACAGACACGGAGCCAAUGUCAAUUAUGAUUACUAUUAAACCACACAGGUGCCAUCUUCUAGAGCUUUACAUUUACUGUAAGACCUGAAGACCACUGGUGGACUCAUAUGUCGGUCUAGUGCAAGACGCAAUGACAUGACCUGUAUCUCUGAGAUGAUCGCAUCGCCUGUUCUAUCUGUUUGUUUUUAAUUGAGUGAAUAGGAUUAUGGGAUUGUAUGAGAUAAAGGUUAAGAUCAAAUCAAACAGGGUGUGAAGAAUACAAUAUGAAUAAAAUC
Misgurnus anguillicaudatus (oriental weatherfish) is the source of this 796-nucleotide messenger RNA. It is a transcript of the gene ecrg4b, whose product is annotated as ECRG4 augurin precursor b. Gene Ontology annotation, biological process: central nervous system development; anaphase-promoting complex-dependent catabolic process; cellular senescence. Lineage: Eukaryota; Metazoa; Chordata; Actinopteri; Cypriniformes; Cobitidae. The record is from RefSeq and is a predicted model, not a curated record.